AAAUCCUGCGUACUCUGAGAACCUCAGUAUGGGAAGACUAUGCUUAUCCGCCGCAGCGCUGGUACCAUUCCUUUCAUUGAACGUCGUGGCCUUAGUUCCCAUGCAUCGGCAAAAGUUUCAGUCUAGAGUCACAACGAGAAAGACUGUUUCGUCCAGCGCUGGGGCAUUGUUUCUUAGCACCGAGACAGAAACUACCAAAACGGUGACACCGGGAAACGAAGGGGAUGUGAGGGAAGCAAGCGGCAGUUUAACGGAUCAAUUGGCCAUUGCGGAGAAUAAUCCAUCAUUCUCGUAUGGCACUUUCGCCAAGCAGAAUCCCUUCGCCAACAAUCUUCUUAUUGCGACUACCAAGACGGCGGCUGCUGACUUGUUGGCGCAAACUGUCAUUUCUCAGACACCCCUGGCCGAGCUGGACCUACAACGCAGUUUGCUCUUUUGCUUGUUCGGAGCCGUCUAUCUCGGGGGAUUUCAGUAUCUGUAUCAGGUACAGAUAUUCAAAAAGCUGUUCGACAUCGACAAAUUUACCUCGCAACCGUGGGCGGACAAGCUGAAAGAUGGUCCGGGACUUCAGUCACUAGCUGCCCAAACCGCUUUGGAUCUAACCAUUUUGACCUUGAUUUACCUGCCCACCUUUUACGUGUUCAAGGCUAGCGUUUUUCGUGGUUCGCCCGACCCUGCCGUAUGGAUAGGUUCAGGUCUGGAAUCAUGA
Molecule: messenger RNA, 709 nt
Organism: Phaeodactylum tricornutum CCAP 1055/1
Lineage: Eukaryota; Bacillariophyta; Bacillariophyceae; Surirellales; Neidiaceae
Exons: 2
Coding region: 29-709 (226 amino acids)
Source: RefSeq, a predicted model, not a curated record